AUGAAGGGGAGCACAGCCUUCCUGCUGGUGACCGUCACCUUGCUCUUUGUCUGCCGGCUUGCCACAGGGGAGGACACCACUGAGUUUUUCAUGGACUUCCUGCAAACGCUGCUGGUGGGGUCCCCAGACGAGAUCUAUGAGGGGCCCCUGAGCAAGUACGACGUCAACGCAGAUGCCAGGGCAGCGAUGACUGAGCUCAAAUCCUGCAUCGAUGGCCUGCAGCCCAUGCACAAGGCAGAGCUGGUCAAGCUGCUGGUGCAGGUGCUGGGCAGCCAGGACGCCUGA
Choloepus didactylus (southern two-toed sloth) is the source of this 285-nucleotide messenger RNA. RefSeq names its product secretoglobin family 1C member 1 (gene SCGB1C1). The transcript is spliced from 3 exons. The record is from RefSeq and is a predicted model, not a curated record. NCBI's taxonomy places the organism in Eukaryota, Metazoa, Chordata, Mammalia, Pilosa, Megalonychidae. Bases 1 to 285 code for a protein of 94 amino acids.